Molecule: messenger RNA, 1536 nt
Organism: Lachnellula hyalina
Lineage: Eukaryota; Fungi; Ascomycota; Leotiomycetes; Helotiales; Lachnaceae
Gene: tropD
Product: Cytochrome P450 monooxygenase
Exons: 5
Coding region: 1-1536 (511 amino acids)
Molecular function (GO): oxidoreductase activity, acting on paired donors, with incorporation or reduction of molecular oxygen; heme binding; monooxygenase activity
Source: RefSeq, a predicted model, not a curated record
AUGUUGCUUGAAUCGUCACUCCCAAGUGCACUCGUCGAUGGGCAACGGCCGGUUUGGCUCCUCCUCCUCGCAGCGAUAAUCUACUGGCAAUGGCGGUCCUACCGGCAGCUUUCUCAUUUCAAAGGACCGUUCUGGGCUCGUUUUACAAACCUAUGGAUGUACCAAAAAGUCUCGGGCAAGACACAAUAUAGGGAUCUAUACAAUGUGAUACUUCAGUAUGGUGAUUUGGCAAGGAUUGCUCCCAAUCAACUCGUCACAGGCGACAUCGACAUGCUCCAUCGUAUGAGCGCGGCAAGGUCAAAUUACACGAGAUCGCAAAUCUACGCUGGGAACACCCUAAUGCCGGAAACGCACAACACUUUCUCCAUGGUCGACGAGCCAGCACAUACGAAGCGUCGAGCUGUGAUAGCAGCUGGUUAUACCGGAAAAGAAACCGAGGAACUCGAAAGCAAAGUAAACCAGCAAAUAGCGCAGUUCCUGAACCUCAUCAGAACCAAAUACAUCAGCACCGAUACCGAUGUCCGACCCUUAGACCUCGCCCGGAAAUGCGGUUACUUCACUCUGGAUACUAUCACUAACCUCUCUUUCAGCUCGCCUUGGGGAUUCCUCGUCGAAGAUAAGGAUCUAGGCAAUUGGUUUGCACUAGUAGGAUGGCAGUUCAAGAUCGUGACCACGAUGCAAUCGAUCCCUUGGUUGUUAAAUAUCGUGACUACACCAUGGGCUGGAAGGCUGAUGGCGAAAUUCCAAGAUCCGUCGCGGGGAGCAGCCUCAUUAGUAGCGAGGACGACGCAAAAUGUGCAGGCGAGGUUUGCGACCAAGAAUCCGGGAGAGAAGAUGGAUAUGAUGGGAUCGUUCAUCAGACAUGGGAUUACAGAAACCGAGGCUGCCUCGGAGGCAAUUCUCGCAGUAAUUGCGGGAUCCGAUACAACAGCAUCAGCCAUCCGCUCAACACUCCUCUACAUCCUCACAAACCCCCGCGUCUACCGCAAGCUCCAGGACGAAAUAGACGCUACUGCCGUCCCCUCCGGCUCCAUAAUAUCCGACGCUCAAUCCAAGACGCUGCCCUACUUGCAAGCGGUAAUCCGCGAAGGCGCGCGUAUCGUCCCGCCGACAGCAGCCACGUUCGCCAAAGUAGCGCCCAAGGGCGGCGAUACCGUGAACGGGCGUUUCAUCCCCGGCGGAACGCAAAUCUGUAUCAGCAUCUUGGCCGUCCUGAGGGAGAAGCAGGUCUUUGGUGAAGAUGUGGAGAUGUUUAGACCGGAAAGGUGGAUUACUGAUGCGGAGAGGUUUAAGGGGAUGGAGAAGAAUCUGAAUAUGAUUUGGGGGUAUGGACGGUAUCAAUGCUUGGGGAAGGAUCUGGCGUGGAUGGAGUUAAGGUUUAUUUCGAGGUAUGUUUUGUUCUUUACUUGUCUGUUGAUUAGUCUUCUGAAGAACUUCGAUUUCCAGAUCAUCAAUCCUUCGCAUCCGUGGAAAAGCGAAAAUUAUGGAUUGUGGUUGCAGAAGAAUAUGUUUGUCAAGGCGACAUUGCGGAGGUAG